Eremothecium sinecaudum is the source of this 1020-nucleotide messenger RNA. It is a transcript of the gene CIA1, whose product is annotated as iron-sulfur cluster assembly protein CIA1. Gene Ontology annotation, cellular component: cytosolic [4Fe-4S] assembly targeting complex. NCBI's taxonomy places the organism in Eukaryota, Fungi, Ascomycota, Saccharomycetes, Saccharomycetales, Saccharomycetaceae. The coding region runs from base 1 to 1020 and encodes 339 amino acids. The transcript has a single exon. Gene Ontology annotation, biological process: iron-sulfur cluster assembly. The record is from RefSeq and is a predicted model, not a curated record. Gene Ontology annotation, molecular function: protein binding.
AUGUCUGAAAUUUGUUUAGUUAAGUCAUUGAAACUUCAUAGAGACAGGUGUUGGUCGCUAGAUGUUAGCAAUGGGCUUUUAGCAACUGGAUCAGCAAGUCGUGAUAUCAAGUUGGUUAGUUUGCAUAACUAUGAAUUGGUGGAAGAACUAGAUAGGACUGCUCAUAAGAAGGCAGUACGAUCGGUGGCAUGGAGGCCACAUUCAAAAAUUCUUGCUGCUGGAUCUUUCGAUUCGACGAUUUCUAUAUGGGGAAUGGGUGAUAAUGAUGCUAUAAACCCAGAAACAGACCUUCUAGCUAUUAUCGAAGGCCACGAAAAUGAGGUAAAAGCUGUCGCGUGGUCUUCUGAUGGGUACUACCUUGCAACAUGCUCGAGAGAUAAGAGUAUUUGGAUAUGGGAAACCGACGAAAUUGGUGAAGACUAUGAAUGUAUAAGCGUCUUACAAGAACACUCACAAGACGUUAAGAAUAUUGUAUGGCAUCCAACACGCCAUCUGAUCGCUUCCAGUUCCUAUGAUGAUACUGUGCGUAUUUGGAAAGAAGUGGAUGAGGAUUGGGAAUGUGCAGCUGUUUUGACAGGUCAUCAGGGAACAGUCUGGUCAUCUUCUUUUGAGUCUGUCGAAACUGACCUCAGGUUAUGCAGCGGUAGUGAUGACGGUACAGUUCGUAUCUGGAGAUGUAUAAAUGACGAUCCUUCAUCGUAUGAACAAGAAUGGGAACAGGAAGCUGUUUUACCAGCUGCUCAUACCAAGCCCGUAUACAGUGUCUGCUGGAGUUCGACUGGUUUGAUUGCAAGCAGCGGCUGUGAUGGAAACUUAGUUAUUUAUAAAGAGGUGUCUCGUGGGGAAUGGAUUAUUCUAGCUCAACGUCAACUAUGUCAUACUGUAUUCGAAGUCAAUGUCGUGAAGUGGGCAACAGUUGGAACUGAACUACUUCUGAUCACCGGUGGAGACGACGGUUGUGUUAAAAUAUGGAAAUUAGACGAGAAGAACAACGAAGUCUCUUUAAAUGCCACCGAUUAA